GAAACCCAUAGCCGAAUGGAUUCAGAGCUGACUGAGGCCAUGUCAGCGGUGUGGAUCAGCUCCUCUCUCCUGAGGUCCAGGGCAACUCACCUCAGACAGCUCAGUGUGUUCUCUAGAAGGGCUGUGUUACAACCUGUACAGGUGGUCUCCUCACUACAGAAGACAUGGACACCUGGGAACCCAACCUGGUGCUGUAGAUCCCUCCAUGUGGACAGUCCCCCCGUGGUCCCAGGGCAGAGCUUCAGCUACGUCCAUGGGGCCUCCUCAGUGUCCCUGCUGGGCCAGACGGUGGGUCAGAGUUUGCAGGCGGCAGCUAACCGCUGGCCCCACAGAGAGGCCCUGGUGUUCCUGCAGGAUGGAGUCCGUAAGACCUUCUCCCAGUUUCAGGAGGACGUUGACCAGGCCGCUGCAGGUCUCCUGGCCCUGGGUCUGAAGAGAGGGGACAGACUAGGAGUCUGGGGGCCCAACACAUACCACUGGAUCCUGUUUCAGUUCGCCACAGCCAAGGCUGGCAUCAUACUGGUGUCAAUAAACCCAGCCUAUCAGCUGAAGGAGCUGGAGUUCACCCUGGGGAAGGUGCAGUGUAAAGCAGUGGUGUGUCCCACCCAGUUUAAGACCCAGAGGUUCUGUUAUCUCUGUCUCUGUAGGUGCAGUGUAAAGCAGUGGUGUGUCCCACCCAGUUUAAGACCCAGAGGUUCUGUUAUCUCUGUCUCUGUUCUGUUGAGACUGAGGUGCCCAGAUGGACACAGCAGAGUGGUGGUCUUCAGGAGCUCCAGACUACCAGACCUGCGUAUGGUGAUUGUGACAGACAGCAGACAGACAGGGACUGUACAUGUAGAGGAUGUGAUGCAGGCUGGAAGCAGACAGCACCACCAGGAGCUGCAGGACCUGCAGACCAAACUGUCCUUCGACGACCCCAUCAACAUACAGUUCACAUCCGGAACAACAGGAAAUCCUAAAGGUGCCACCCUCUCCCACCACAACAUCGUCAACAACGCCUAUUUUGUGGGUCUACGUCUGGGAUUCAACUGGAAGCCUAUAAGAGCGUGUGUUCCUGUUCCUCUGUACCACUGCAUGGGCUCAGUGUUAGGAGCGAUGUGUUUGGCACUGCAUGGCAUCACCCUGGUCUUCCCCUCUGCUGGGUACGACAGCCGUGCCAACCUGGAGGCCAUUCAGAAUGAAAGGUGUAAUUUCCUCUACGGAACUCCUACCAUGUACAUUGACAUGCUUGGACAGCCUGACCUACACAACUAUGACCUGUCAUCAGUUGAAUCUGGGUUUAUGAGUGGGUCUCUUUGUCCUCCUGAAGUCAUGAGGAAACUCAAAACUGAUAUGAAUGUCAAUGAUAUCAUAAUAGGCUAUGGGACCACAGAGAACAGCCCUGUAACAUUCCUUGGUUUCCUGCGAGACAACGAGGAACUGAAGACCGAGACGGUGGGAUGUAUCCUGAACCACACUGAGGCGAAGGUGGUGGAUGUGUCCUCUGGAGAGGUGGUUCCUCUGGGGGAUCCAGGAGAGCUGCUGAUCAGAGCUUACUCUGUUAUGCUGGAGUACUGGGACGACCCAGACAAGACCAGUGAGGCUAUCGCCAAAGACCGCUGGUACAGAACCGGUGACAUAGCCAGUCUGGACAGGUUUGGGUACUGCCGUAUAGUGGGACGUAUAAAGGACAUGAUCAUACGUGGAGGAGAGAACAUCUACCCUGCUGAGAUAGAGAAGUUCCUUCACACCCAUCCCAACGUACAGGAGGCCCAGGUGAUUGGCGUGAGAGAUGAGAGGUUGGGGGAACAGGUGUGUGCCUGUAUCAGACUGAAGGAGGGACAGGACUGUAGCAGAGAGGAGAUCAGAGACUUCUGCAAGGGACAGAUUUCUCACUUCAAGAUCCCCCACUAUGUGGUGUUUGUGGACAGCUAUCCACUGACUGCCUCUGGAAAGAUCCAGAAGAAUAAACUGAGGGAGGAGAUGGAGAAGAAGCUGGGUCUGUGAUGGACAGAGGGACGUAGACAGACUGGGCUACUAGCCAACCCACGUUGAGCACCGUUUACACCCGAGGUGAUCUCUUGUUAAACCAUCAAUACGCACAAAGAUCAUCCGCACAGUGAAUCUGAAUUACAACCACUGACAUUUAGUUGUGGCUGCUGCCAACAUUUUCAUUUUUUACUAUUUUGUCCUCUGGUGGGUAAUAUCUUUAUAUUAAACUGCUAUUUCAGCAGAUUAAUCACUUAAAUAUUUGACAAUCAUUUUGUUCAAAUGAAAUGAGGCAUUUCCUUGUUUACCACAGAGAAUCUACUGUGGCAAUUGACCCUCCACAUGUUAUGAAUGGAAAGGUCAGGUUGGUGUACUUUACUUGUAUUUCCAAUGUAUGUAAUCCAUUAAUUAAUAUAAUCCAUUAACUUGCCUUUAUAAUCAAAAGGGGAACAUACAAUAUCCCUGAACUGUCCACAUCUAACAUUGGUAACUAAAUCAAGCCAAUCAUGAUUUGAGUUAAUAUAAUCUGUUUUCAUUAAGGACUAUGUGUCUGCUUUAAGGGUUAAUAUAAUCUGUUUUCAUUAAGGACUAUGUGUCUGCUUUAAGGGUUAAUAUAAUCUGUUUUCAUUAAGGACUAUGUGUCUGCUUUAAGGGUUAAUAUAAUCUGUUUUCAUUAAGGACUAUGUGUCUGCUUUAAGGGUUAAUAUAAUCUGUUUUCAUUAAGGACUAUGUGUCUGCUUUAAGGGUUAAUAUAAUCUGUUUUCAUUAAGGACUAUGUGUCUGCUUUAAGGGUUAAUAUAAUCUGUUUUCAUUAAGGACUAUGUGUCUGCUUUAAGGGUUAAUAUAAUCUGUUUU
Messenger RNA from Oncorhynchus tshawytscha (Chinook salmon), 2823 nucleotides. Its product is annotated as medium-chain acyl-CoA ligase ACSF2, mitochondrial-like. The record is from RefSeq and is a predicted model, not a curated record. Gene Ontology annotation, molecular function: medium-chain fatty acid-CoA ligase activity. The coding region runs from base 16 to 1986 and encodes 656 amino acids. Lineage: Eukaryota; Metazoa; Chordata; Actinopteri; Salmoniformes; Salmonidae. Gene Ontology annotation, biological process: fatty acid metabolic process. The transcript is spliced from 18 exons.